AUGAUGCUCGAUUUGUUGGAUUUAUUGGUGCGAUGGAUGGUCAGCGACAGCAACACAAUUCUUUUCUCUCUAUCUGCUGCAAUUUUGGUCCCAAUCGCUGUGGCCAUGCGACGAUUUCGAGCAAUGGGGCUACGGGUCAGCUUCACUUUGUCCAUCUACACCGCUUGCUUUCUUUUCUUCCUUCUUAUCCUGCAUCACAAGGCUCAAUUCGCAACUGAUUGGGCGAAUCUCUUGCUCUACUCGAUAAUCUCGAUCCUGCACGUCUUUGUCUACUUGUACCAUCUGGCCUUCGGCUUCGCCUGGAACCUGCGCCCUGGCUUCAUCUACACUGCAGGACUGCCCGGCUACUGCUUCUUCCUGGCUAUCAUGCUCUUCGUCCCUGGCUUCAUCUUCGCACGUCUCUGUUCGCUCGUCAUCGCUCUCGCUUCGAGCACUGGCCCCGGCGUGUGGGCAGUCGAGUCUCUUUGCUCUGCCCUACCAUCGCCUCUCACCGACGAGCUGGUUCUGGUGGCCCUCUUCUCGCUGCUGUUCACCUGGUCCAUCAUCUUCCACCAGGCUGGGCUGCCAGCGCUCGAGCUGGUCGAGCUCAACAUCGACCACGCGCGCGUUCAUCCCACACUCUGUCGCCUGCCCGUGCCCCACUACCCCUACAACAGCGAGAAGCUGGAGAAGACAAAGCAGGGUUCACCCUCAUCGCUCGGAUCGGCAAAGACCUUCACCGUGGGCCAGAUCAGCGAUCCGCACCUCGGCCUCUUCAUGACGGCCGCACAGCUACGCAGCGUAUGCGAGGAGGUGGUGGCCCUCAAGCCCACUUUCGUGUUUCUGACGGGCGACUACUUCGCCGCCGAGGUACAGCGGGAGGCGUAUGCUGGCCGACAGCUCAAAUGGGCGCUGGAGCCCUUGGCUUCGGCCGACGGUCACGUCUUCGCCUGUCUCGGGAACCACGACUACGAGGGGCUGCCCUUGAUUCAAGCCACAUUCAAGUCGCUCGGCAUCCGGCUCCUGUGCGAUGAAAGCGAAACGAUCCAGGCGGACUUUGGUGCGGUGCAGGUCAUCGGCACGCACUACGUCCUCGCGGAGAGGCGGAAGGCCGACCACCUGCAAAAGAUAUGCGCCAAGUUCCCGGCCACCGUGGCCGCCCACAGCGAAGACCAGCACGACGGAGCCGAUGACGAGCGCAACACCGAGGCGACCGAGGGUGAUGCCGCGGUCUCGACAACUCGGCUGAUGCUCGUCCACGACCCCAAGGGGUUCGCCGCCGUGGACCCCGACGAGCGAGUCAUCGCCUUUGCUGGCCACAACCACGGCGGCCAGAUUGGCCUGGAGACGUUCGGCAUUCGGUGGACCCUCCCCCGGGCCGUGUUUCCGAGCUUCACCGAUCUGGGCUUGUGGACCAAGGGGAGAAAUUACUGGUAUGUCCACAGGGGGACCGGGCAGCACGCGUUCCCGUUUCGGUGGGGCGUGCAGCGGGAGAGGAGCCUGCUGAAGGUCACCAUCUCCAACUGA
Messenger RNA from Acanthamoeba castellanii str. Neff, 1506 nucleotides. RefSeq names its product metallophosphoesterase. The record is from RefSeq and is a predicted model, not a curated record. NCBI's taxonomy places the organism in Eukaryota, Discosea, Longamoebia, Acanthamoebidae. The coding region runs from base 1 to 1506 and encodes 501 amino acids. The transcript is spliced from 9 exons. Gene Ontology annotation, molecular function: hydrolase activity.